Messenger RNA from Blastomyces gilchristii SLH14081, 1518 nucleotides. RefSeq names its product polynucleotide kinase. Gene Ontology annotation, biological process: DNA repair. Gene Ontology annotation, molecular function: double-stranded DNA binding; polynucleotide 3'-phosphatase activity; ATP-dependent polydeoxyribonucleotide 5'-hydroxyl-kinase activity. The transcript has 9 exons. NCBI's taxonomy places the organism in Eukaryota, Fungi, Ascomycota, Eurotiomycetes, Onygenales, Ajellomycetaceae. The record is from RefSeq and is a predicted model, not a curated record. Bases 1 to 1518 code for a protein of 505 amino acids.
AUGGCGACGCAACCUCGCGUCGUCGCGACUUUCAGUAGUGCAAAGAUGCCUAAAUCUCGCCCAUCGUUCAAUCGCUGUCUGGCGAACCUAUUUAUGGCUCCUCCCUCCCUCCUUACGCAUCUCCGGACAAUUCAGUGCGCCCUCUUACAGUCUGAAAGCCAAAUAAAUCCCUGCCCCGUCUUCAUAUCUACUCUUCGAUUCAUUAUGAAUGGGACCAAACGAAAGAGCCCCGAUGGGGUGGACAUCUCGCCGCCCCCUAUCAAACGCAAAGCGAUAGGAACAGCGACCUCUGCGGCCAACUUCUUCACCCCAUUAUCACAAAAGAAACCGGAGCAAGUCACAUGGAGGACCGUGAGGAACAGCUGCAUUAUUGGCAAAUAUCACCAAGAGCUGUCUCGGGAAGCGGUUAAAUCCGGCGUGAAACGACAUAUUGCUGCCUUUGACCUCGACUCAACUCUGAUCGCAACUAAAUCCGGGAGGCGAUUUGCGACAAACCAGCAUGAUUGGAAAUGGUGGAGCCCGACUGUACCUGGCAAGUUAAAAGAACUGAACGAUAAAGGGUAUCUGGUUGUCGUUAUAUCGAAUCAGAAAGCCAUAAGCUUGAAAAAGGACUUGAAAGGUGGCAGUUUGGAGUCCAAGAGCUUGUCUAUAUUCAAACAAAAGGUUACCGCAGUCAUGCAAACCUUGGGCGUGCCAUCCAGCAUUUAUGCUGCCACGGAGAAUGAUGAGUUUAGAAAGCCGCGCAUGGGAAUGUGGAGUGAGAUGCUUGACGACUAUGAUCUAGACGUUGCUGGCUCAUUAGAUCUUGAACAAUCCGUAUUUGUUGGAGAUGCGGCAGGACGCGAGGGUGACCAUUCCUGUGUGGAUCGAGAUUUUGCAGCGAACGUCGGAAUUCCGUUCAAAACACCUGAAGAAUUCUUCCUCAAUGAGGCUCCAAAGCCAAUUUCGAGAGCAUUUGAUCCAAAGGCAUAUAUUGUUGGCUCAUCGGAAGCUGAACCAAAUAUAACUUUCUCAAAAAGGAAUGAUACCGAACUUGUCAUAUUUUGUGGGAGCCCGGGAUCGGGAAAAUCAACCUUCUACUGGAAAUACUUAGAGCCCCUUGGUUAUGAGAGAGUGAACCAGGACACCUUGAAGAGCCGCCCUAAAUGCCUCAAAGUUGCAAAAGAAUAUUUACAGGCUGGGAAGUCUGUGGCUGUCGACAAUACAAAUGCAGGCACAGAAACUCGUGCGUUCUGGACCGAGCUUGCAAAGGAGGUUAACGUUCCCAUCCGGUGCAUAUAUCUCUCCACCCCACCACAGAUCUGCAAACACAACGAUGCGGUGCGCGCAGCUAAUCCUAAGAUCGAAUCGUUAAAUCCCGAAUCGCGCUCCUCACUGCCUGGAAUCGCGUUUGGUGAUUUCCAGCGCCGUUUUCAAGAGCCAACGCUCUCUGAAGGCUUUCAGGACAUCACUCACGUCGAGUUCAAAUUCCAAGGAACUCCUGAUACAAAGGAGGUUUGGGGUCAGUACUGGGUCUGA